This is a messenger RNA of Panicum hallii, 718 nucleotides long. RefSeq names its product V-type proton ATPase subunit G 1-like. Gene Ontology annotation, biological process: proton transmembrane transport. Lineage: Eukaryota; Viridiplantae; Streptophyta; Magnoliopsida; Poales; Poaceae. Gene Ontology annotation, molecular function: proton-transporting ATPase activity, rotational mechanism. Gene Ontology annotation, cellular component: vacuolar proton-transporting V-type ATPase complex. The record is from RefSeq and is a predicted model, not a curated record. The transcript has 4 exons. The coding region runs from base 171 to 503 and encodes 110 amino acids.
UAUUUUCCAAGGCGUUUCCGGCGUGGAGGUGGGGAGCCACGUCGUAUACCCGCUCGCUAGCCAGAGUCCUCCAGAGACCCCGAUCUGUUCCCCAAUCUCGCGGCCGCUCCACCACCACCGCCCUCCGCUCCGGUCGCCGAAGUCCCCGAUUCAGAUCCAGGGCCUGGGAGAUGGACGGGAGCAGGCGCCAGAGCGGGAUCCAGCAGCUGCUGGCCGCGGAGCAGGAGGCACAGCAGAUCGUCAAUGCGGCUAGGGCUGCUAAGUCGGCAAGGCUUAGGCAAGCGAAAGAGGAGGCUGAGAGGGAAAUAGCUGAAUACCGUAAACAGAUGGAGGCUGAGUUCGAGAGGAAGGUUGCAGAGAGCAGCGGUGACUCUGGUGCAAAUGUCAAGCGUCUCGAGCAGGAGACAGCGGCGAAGAUCGAACAGCUCAGCCAACAGGCUGCAAGCAUCUCCCCAGAAGUCAUCCAGAUGCUCCUGAGGCAUGUCACCACCGUGAAGAACUGAGCCUUGCCGUGCCUGAAAAUAUGAUCGCAAGCUUGUAUCAUCUGCCCAUUUAUUAUUUCGGAGAGCGUGGUGAGAAAUAAUUUGACUUAUGGCUGUAAUUCCUUGACCACGGAAUAAGCUGCCGCAGUAGAGCAGCAACCGUGCCUGGUACUAUCAGAACUUGCUCAUUGUUUGGUAUAUUGGUAAAUAUUUUCUUCAUGUUCGAAUUUUGAACA